UCAGCUAACGUCGCAAACACACACGCACAGUCACACCUCCUUUGAACACACACACACCGAGUGAACCAAUAUGAAGGUAUUCGUUUGUCUGCUUGCUGCAUGCAGCAUGGUCAACGCCGGCUUCCUUGGCGGCGGCAGCGCUCUUAGCUCCGGCGGUGGCGGUGGCGGUGGUUGGUCAUCUGGCGGUGGUGGCGGCGGUGGUUGGUCCUCCGGCGGCGGCGGCUAUGGCGGCGGCUAUGGCGGUGGUCAUGGCGGUGGCGGCGGCGGCGGCGGCAUCAAGAUCAUUAAGGUCAUCUCAGAUGGCGGUGCUGGCGGCGGUGGCGGCUAUGGCGGUGGUCAUGGUGGUGGCUGGUCCGCUGGCGGUGGCGGCGGAUAUGGCGGCGGCUAUGGCGGUGGUCAUGGCGGCGGCUAUGGCGGUGGUCAUGGCGGUGGCGCCAGCAGCGUCAAGAUUGUCAAGGUCAUCUCUGACGCUGGCGCUGGCGGCGGCGGCUAUGGCGGCGGCUAUGGCGGCAGCUAUGGCGGCGGCUAUGGCGGUGGCAACUCUGGCUGGUCCGCUGGCGGCGGUCAUGGUGGCGGCUACGGCGGUGGCUACAGUGGUGCCAGCUCUGGCAGCGUGCAAAUCGUCAAGGUCAUUUCUGAUGCCGGCAGCAGCGGUGGCAGCUACGGUGGUGGCUACGGCGGUGGCCACAGCAGCGGUGGCUGGGCACCUCAGGGUGGUUGGGCCCAAAGCGGUGGCUGGUAAUAACCGAAAAAGCCACCAUUCUUGUUUACCGUUGUGAUAACCCAAAUUGAACUCUGUCACCUUUUUUUUCGCCCUUUUUUUUUGUUUU
This is a messenger RNA of Drosophila innubila, 830 nucleotides long. Its product is annotated as acanthoscurrin-2-like. The record is from RefSeq and is a predicted model, not a curated record. Lineage: Eukaryota; Metazoa; Arthropoda; Insecta; Diptera; Drosophilidae. The transcript is spliced from 2 exons. Bases 71 to 742 code for a protein of 223 amino acids.